Messenger RNA from Cyprinodon tularosa, 3051 nucleotides. RefSeq names its product WD repeat domain 3 (gene wdr3). The transcript has 27 exons. NCBI's taxonomy places the organism in Eukaryota, Metazoa, Chordata, Actinopteri, Cyprinodontiformes, Cyprinodontidae. Gene Ontology annotation, cellular component: Pwp2p-containing subcomplex of 90S preribosome; small-subunit processome. Bases 110 to 2929 code for a protein of 939 amino acids. Gene Ontology annotation, molecular function: protein binding; snoRNA binding. Gene Ontology annotation, biological process: maturation of SSU-rRNA. The record is from RefSeq and is a predicted model, not a curated record.
GCGAUAGAUUAGUCAGGUCUGAUUCAGAAUCAGCGGCCGGAGGAAGAAAACAAGCAGGCAGCUCUGAGCCGCAUUUCAGAGGAUCGAACACCGUCUCAGGCCGCCGGUCAUGGGUUUGACCAAGCAGUACCUACGCUACGCCGCCAGCGCCGUGUUCGGCGUCAUCGGCAGCCAGCGGGCCAACAUCACAUACGUCACGCUUCGAGGCGGGGAAAAGGGCCGCUACGUGGCUGUGGCCGCAUGCGAACACGUCUUCAUCUGGGAUGUCCGAAAAGGAGAGAAGGUCCUGAUCCUGCAGGGACAGAAGCACGAGGUGAGCUUCCUCUGUCCUUCUCCAGACGCUGUUCACAUCGCUGUGGGUUACGAGGACGGCGUGGUGCGGAUCUUCAACCUGCUGAGCGGGGAGAGCAACGUCUCCUUCAACGGACACAAGUCUGGGGUCACAGUAAUGAGCUACGACGCGCUCGGAGCGCGGCUCGUCACCGGCUCUAAGGACACAGAUGUGAUUGUGUGGGACAUCAUCAAUGAGUGUGGACUGUACAGGCUGAGGGGACACAAGGAUCUCAUCACACAGGCCUUGUUCCUUAAAGACAAGAACCUCCUGGUCACAAGCUCUAAGGACACGUUUGUGAAGUGGUGGGAUCUGGACACCCAGCACUGCUUCAAGACCAUGGUGGGACACCGCAGUGAGGUGUGGGGAAUGGCUCUGUUGGACCAGGAGAACCGGCUUCUGACCGGAUCAGCUGACAGCGAGCUCCGCGCCUGGGACAUCAGCUACCUGGAGGAGAAAAAAGCUGAAGGUGAACCCAAAGUGAAGAAGGAAAAAUCUCUGCUGGAGGAAAACGAUGGAGCUGAUGAUGAAAGCGAGGAGGAGACCCUGGAAGAGCGCAUCCUGAGCUGCAAGAAGGCCGGCUCCAUCCUGAGAGAAGCCAGAGAUCGGGUGGUCUCCCUGACCGCAGACACCAAGGCCAGAGUGAUCGCCUGCCAUGGGAAUGAUGCAGUACUAGAAGUGUUCACCGUGCUGACGGAACAGGAAGUGCAGAAAAAAAUGACCAAGAAGCUGAAGAAAGCCAAGAAAAAGGCAGCAAAAGCUCAGGAAGACGCAGGCGAUGAGACAGAGCCGGUGGUUGAGAGGACGCUGAAGGACGAGAUCAUCAGGCUAACGAACAUCAAAGCUUCAUCAAAGAUCAGGUGGGUGGACGUCCUGUCUUGUGCAGGAGGAGAGCUGAAGUUUGCGCUGCUGCUUCAAAACAACACAGUAGAAACCUACAGCCUGAAGACCUCCGACAAGAACCCGACAGCCAAUAAGACGGCUCGGCUCACACUGGGCGGUCACCGCACAGACGUGCGCACGCUGGCCUUCAGCUCCGACAACCUGGCUGUGCUGUCAGCCUCUGGAGACACGGUGAAAGUCUGGAACAGGGCAACCCUGCAGGUGGUCCGCACCAUGGCGUGUGAUUACGCCCUCUGCUCUCUGUUUGUGCCUGGAGACAGACAGAUAAUCCUGGGAGCGAAGAGCGGGAAGCUGCAGAUCUUUGACUUGGCUUCAGGAAGCCUGCUGGAAACAGUAGAUGCCCACAGCGGCGCGGUGUGGACCCUGUGCCUGGCCCCGGAUCAGAGAGGAAUCAUCUCUGGAAGCGCUGAUAAGACAGUAAAGUUCUGGGAGUUUGAGCUCAUCAAAGACCCAGAGACGAGUCAGAAGCGGCUGACGCUGAAGCACACCCGAACGCUGCAGCUGGAGGAAGACGUCCUGUGUGUGAAGUUUUCUCCUGAUCACAGACUGCUGGCCGUCUCUCUGUUAGACUGCACCGUCAAGAUCUUCUACACAGACACCCUGAAGUUCUUCCUGUCCCUGUAUGGACACAAGCUGCCUGUGCUCUGUCUGGACAUCUCACAUGACAGCACGCUCAUCGCCACCGGCUCUGCUGACAGGAACGUUAAGAUCUGGGGUUUGGAUUUCGGAGACUGUCACAGAUCUCUGUUCGCUCAUGAUGACAGCGUCAUGUUUCUUCAGUUUGUCCCAAAGACUCAUCUGUUCUUCACCGCCGGGAAGGACAAGAAGAUCAAACAGUGGGACGCUGACAAGUUUGAGCUCAUCCAGACUCUGGAGGGUCACCAUCGGGAGGUCUGGUGCUUGGCCAUCAGCCCAAACGGAGAUCACCUGGUGUCGUCGUCUCACGACAAGUCGCUGCGUCUGUGGGAGAGGACGAGGGAGCCCAUCAUCCUGGAGGAGGAGCGAGAGAUGGAGAGGGAGGCGGAGUUUGAAGAGAGUCUGGCUAAAGGACCGGUUCCUGUGGUACCAGGAGAGACGGAGGGAGAGGCGGCACCAGCCGGCAAGAAGAGCAUCGAGACAGUAAAGGCUGCGGAGCGAAUCAUGGAGGCGCUGGAGCUUUUCAGAGAAGAAAGCAGGAAGCUGGAGGAGCACAAGUACUUCUGUGAGAAAGCUGGCAAAGAGUUGCCUCCUCCUAAACCCAAUCCCAUCCUGGUGGCCUUUGGAAACGUAACCCCGUCCCGCUACGUUUUAGACGUCAUAAAGAAAGUCAGAUCGAGUGAGCUGGAGGUUUCUCUGCUGGUGCUGCCGUUUCCUUACGUCCCUGAGCUGCUAAAGCUCUUCAACAGCUACAUCCAGCAGGGCCUGGAGGUGGAGCUCGUCUGCCGCUGCCUCUUCUUCCUUCUAAAGAUCCACUUUGGUCAGAUCACCAGUAACCAGAUGUUGGUGUCCGUCAUUGAUGAGCUAAAGACCAAUACGCUCUCCAGAGUGCGGCAAAUCAGAGAUUUGCUGGGAUUCAACAGCGCUGCUCUGCAGUUCCUCCAGAGGGAGAUAGAGAGCAAGGAGGAUGUGACCUUCUUCACUGACGCCACUGGCCAGCUGGAGGAGAAGAAGAAGAGGAGGAGGAAGAGGGAGCGGGCCGUUCUGACCAUAGCUUAAAUUAAGAACAUUUUUCUAGUGAAGAACCACCUUAUGUCAUUACUUAGGACUUUUAUAUGUGUGAAGUGUUAAACCAGCAAAGUUUUUAUGUACUAAAUAAACAGCUCCUACAAUUUCUCUGA